AUGAAUUAUGCGGUAUGGAAUUUUGACGUUAGUUAUCUUUUACCUCUAACCCGAGCAAUCGCAGACGACAUUCUCAAGUACAUCGGCCCGACCCUCAAACGCCAUGAAGGCUGCGACCUCGUCGACAUCAACCCUGGCGCAGGCCUCUGGAGCCGCAAACUCCACGACGUCCUCAAGCCUCGCCAACACAUCUUGAUGGAACCGGAUGCGAGUCUUUACGAGUCUUUUCUCGAACCGCUCCUCGCGCGACCGAAUACGAAGUUGAUACCGAGCUCUGGGCUAUUGUGGAAUGAGCUGGGCUCUGCUCUGGCACACGUUGAUAACCAGACACCGCGACCCAAGGGGCCUGGCAUAACGCCGGAGCGAAACGACACGCUCCUGGUCACGGCAAAUCUGUCGCUGUUUCCGAAGAAGCGAUACGGAAAUUUCGAGUCGAUUGCGGGACUCGUUCUGUUUCAGUUGCUGAACAGCAUACAUACGGGCCAGUUGUUCCAAAAGUACGGCCUCGUGCGAAUGCUUGUCUGGACCGGCGCAGAUGACUACCAGUCCAUUUUGCCGAAGUUUAUACAGGCGAGGAAGAAGGUUGCUAUGGAAGCUGAAGCUACAUGCGAAUGGAUCGCCCCAGUGGCCGUCCCCGACGUUACUGAGCAGUCGGGAUGGUACGCUAGAGACAGAUGGAUAGAUGUGGACAGCACGACGGCCACGCUUGCGCGGAUGAAUAAGAAUGGGAUGGAAAUUCCUAAGGGACGAAAGAUGGAGAGCACCAAGCGGGCGGAACCGUACGUUGCCGGCGGCAAGCGGUACGCAGGGUCGAUGCCGCCAGACAUUUACCGACCAUACCUCGAUGAGCUGGAAGAGUUGGCAGCAGAGGAGAAGAGCGGCAAGAUCACCAAGGAGUUAGACCUGAAGAAGUUCAAGCGGCUGGUCACCUUGCGCUCUAUGGCGAAGAAGCACUCUGCCGAGCCUGAGGUGUACAAGGCCCUCCUGGAUGAGCUGUACGACCUUGGGCAUCUGCGCCAGCAGGGUGCCCCCGAAAAAGAGAUUUCGGAGCGUGAACGCGCGUGGAACGCGAAAGUCAUGGCUCUCAACAAGAACGAAAAGAUCGACUUUCGGCUCGUCAAGGACAAUGCGCACAUCUUCCUUCAAGACCCCCCGGUGCUGCUCUGGGACAAGCGUCCAUACGAGCCCAUAGCAGCCAAGCCAAACGAGUUCUACCCGAAUGUGGACUGCACGCUGCUUGACAUUCAACCCAAGGCGAUGCACCCGCUGCUGAGGGAGAUUGGGCCUGAGUCGUCAAGAGCAGGCGAUCUUUUCGAACUCAUCCAGCGGUCGAUGAUGGGUGCAAGUCUCGACCCCGUCAGCAAGGCGCUCGAGCGGAUCUGGCCCGGCGCGUCGGACGGUAUCUUGCCACGGUGCCCGAGCCUGCGGGAUCCGGCGCGGGGUGGUCUGCCCGGAUCGGGACAAGCGGAACUGUGCCCGCGGAUGAUGAAUCAGGAGCAGUGGACAGAGCUGCUGGAGGCAUUCAUGUCAUGGCCUUUCCGGCCUCGGUAUGAGGAGCUGAUCGGCCGGCUCACGGAGAGCUCGGAGCCGGAGGAUGAGGAUGACGACGUUGGAGCUGGGAGUAGUUUCUCGGCUGCGGCUGCUUUGAACUGA
Molecule: messenger RNA, 1653 nt
Organism: Colletotrichum gloeosporioides
Lineage: Eukaryota; Fungi; Ascomycota; Sordariomycetes; Glomerellales; Glomerellaceae
Exons: 1
Coding region: 1-1653 (550 amino acids)
Biological process (GO): transcription initiation at mitochondrial promoter
Cellular component (GO): mitochondrial matrix; mitochondrial DNA-directed RNA polymerase complex
Molecular function (GO): mitochondrial transcription factor activity
Source: RefSeq, a predicted model, not a curated record